AUGGCACCCAAUGUCUCUUGCGGCUGUGUCAGAACCGCCGAUCAGUCAAUGCCGGAUCUGAAGUCUGCCAUGUUCCCGCAGUUCGAUCUGUCUGAGACAGAUUCUGAGCACCUGGAAUUUACCAGCCGGAUCUACCACGUUGCACCUGAUGAUCUGAGAGACACGUGCUCUGCUCUCUGUGCAGCAUGGGCGAUCCUUCUUGGCUGCUUCACCGGGCUGGAUGAUGUGUGUUUCGGCUUUGACAGUCAGCACAGCGUUACCGAAACGUCGGGACUUGCAGAGCGCAUGAGACAAACGGUGCAUGCUUGUUUGCCUGCCAAUCAGCGCGUUGGAGAAAUUCUCAACGGCAGCUUUUCGUCGCUGGUGUUGAUGAGCGAUGAAAAGGCCAAAACGCUAUUCAACACGAUUUUGUCAAUUCAGAACCACGGAAAUGAGCCUAGAAACAGUGGCGGAGAACAUCCUUCGUGGUGCAAAAUUCGCAUGACGGUAGAUCCCGCGACGCUUGAAACUGUCUUGACAUGGGACCCUUCUUUCAUGGGCCAAGAUCAAGCAGAGAACAUCAGCAGCACCUUCGAGAAGAUUUUCAGUGAAAUCAUCAACCACCCGGAGACUAUCCUAUCACAAAUCAGCUUCUUCAGUGAGCGAAAUGAGCGACAAGUUUUGGCCUGGAACAGCAACCCUAUGAGAAAUGUGCGCAAGUGCAUCCACCAGGCCGUGUCAAUGCAAGGAGCGUUGAGACCCGAUGCAGAAGCUGUUUGCGCUUGGGAUGGAAGCUUUUCCUACCAACAGGUCCUUUCACUGGCAGAUCGUCUUGCUUGUCGUCUACAAGCUUCGGGAGUUGGGCCUGAAGUCUUUGUGCCCAUCUGCUUUGACAAGUCCAAAUGGGUUGUUGUUUCCAUGCUGGCAAUCCUCAAAGCAGGCGGCAUCUUUGUCCCUCUCGACCCUUCGCAACCGCUGCUUCGUCUACAAUCUCUCGCGCAAAAGGUUGAAGCUAAGACGAUUUUGUGCUCUCCUCAGCAUCAGCGCAUGCUGGAGAGCGUAGCGCCAGAGUUGAUCCCUGUCGAUGAGCAGCUGUUCACCGAGCCACCCGACCAAAGCGACGAGGUUGACUGUGGAUCGUGGCAGAACGGAGCCUACAUGAUAUUUACGAGUGGCACAACGGGCGAGCCCAAAGGAGCCCUCAUCCAACAUACAGCUCUCAUGUCGAGCGCUCUUGCUCACGGGCCUGCUAUGAUGAUGGACUCCAACACGCGAUCAUUCCAAUUCGCUGCGUCUACCUUUGACGUGAGUAUCACUGAGAUCUUGACGUGUAUGAUCUUGGGUGGAUGCGUUUGCAUACCCAGCGAAGACGCUCGCCUCAACGCAGUUGAAGAGGCCAUCACCGAGCUCCGAGCAAACUGGGCCCUUUUGACCCCGACGUUUGUCAAGUUCAUCAACCCCGCCAAUGUCCCGACUUUGAAGACACUCGUCACUGGCGGAGAGGCCAUGACACAGGCCGUCAUCCGCUCAUGGUCGCACAUCAACCUCAUCAACUGCUAUGGGCCUGCUGAGACCUCUGUUGUUUCACACGUCCACCGAGGCAUGGUGCAAGGGACCAAUCCGUUGAACAUUGGCCACCAGGUCGGCAUAAACUGCUGGAUCGUGGAUCGGGACAAUCAUGACCGUCUCAUGCCCGUUGGUGCAGUGGGCGAGUUAGUCAUCGAGGGCCAUACGCUCGCACGCGAGUACUACAAGGAGCCCGAGAAGACGCACGAAGCUUUUAUCGAAGAUCCAUUGUGGGCAAGGAACCAACCGUCGCGGAUUGGUCCUAGACGAAUGUACAAGACGGGCGAUCUCGUCAAGUACAAUUACGACGGGACGUUUCAUAUUGCCGGCCGCAAAGAUGCGCAGAUCAAGUUUCACGGGCAACGCAUCGAGCUCGGGGAGAUAGAGCAUCACAUCAAUACCAGCGCCAGCAUCAAGCACGGCAUGGUAGUCCUACCAAGAGAAGGGUUCUGCAAUGGUCGACUUUUGGCCAUUGUGCAGCUCUGUGAUGCCAUGAGUGAGGAUCUCGUACCCAAUGGUCAACCCUAUAAGCUCAUUGGGGGCGAUCUUGAGAGCACUGCGCAGGAGAAGAUUGCAGAUACCAAGGAGCUGCUUAGCGAGAGGCUGCCCUCAUACAUGAUACCGUCCAUGUGGCUUGCCGUCGAGUUUAUCCCUCGUCUCCAGUCUGGAAAACUGGAUCGGAAGCAGACAGCGAAAUGGAUCGAUGGCAUGAGCGAGGCCCUGUACCGACAACUCAACCCUGUGGCAGCAGUCGUGCAACGAUCGGGGAAUCUCGAGUGUGGAAGCAAGACUGAGUUGGAGCUACACAAGAUCUGGACCUACGUCUUGAACCUCAAGGAAGAACAGCUUGGCCUCGCACAAUCUUUCCUCAGCGUCGGUGGUGACUCUAUCUCGGCGAUGCAAGUCAUGAGUGAGUGCAAGAAACGCGGUCUCGGGCUGGCAGUCUCGCAUAUCAUCAACUGCAAGUCCAUCAGCGCACUGGCUCUACAGGUCAAGGACAUUGAGAAGCCUACGCUGCUGCACGAGAUGGUUGAAACACCGUUUAACCUUUCGCCCAUCCAGAAGCUCUACUUUGCCAGGCCAAACUACGAGCAGGGCCACUACAACCAGAGCUUUUUGCUGCGGACGAGUCAGCGUAUUCAUGAGGCAGAUCUGCGCAAGGCAAUAGAGACUCUUAUCUCCAGACACUCGAUGCUGCGUGCGAGGUUCCAGCAGGAUGUCAGUGGGGACUGGCAGCAACGCAUCACCAACGACGUUGCGUCCUCGUAUCGACUACGUGGCUUGAAACUGGUUUCGCAAGAGGACGUUGAUGAAUCGCUUGUCGACAGCCAGACCUGUCUAGAUCCUGUACAAGGUCCACUUGUCGCUGCUGACCUGAUCGACCGAGGGACAGAAGAGCAGCUCUUGUUCGUCGUGGCGCAUCACCUGGUCAUCGACCUCGUAUCCUGGAGAAUCAUCCUUCAAGAACUCGAGGAGAUCUUACUACGACCUGAAGCUGUGCACGACGCAGACCGUCCGCUUCCGUUUCAGGUCUGGUGCAAGAUGCAGUCUGAACAUGCCGACGCGCAGACACCAGACCAAGUCUUGCCAAUUCACGGCAUUCCCGACGGCGACGCAGCGUACUGGGGCAUGACAGACACUCCCAAUAUCUAUGGGCAGAUGGUCCGUCAAGGCUUUGAGAUCGGGCCGCACCAGACAUCGUUACUUUUAUCCAAGUGCCACGACGCACUACGCACAGAGAUCCCGGAUGUUCUCAUGGCAGCGAUGGUGUAUUCCUUCGGCCAGAUCUUCACCGACCGUCCAAUCCCAGCCAUCUUUGCAGAAGGUCACGGCAGAGAAGUCUGGGACAACUCAAUCGACCUGUCGAACAUCGUCGGAUGGUUCACUACCAUUUACCCCGUCUUUGCUGGAUCAGAUGCUCAAUCCAGUCUCAUCGACACAGUCAAGAUGAUCAAGGACGCAAGGCGCAAAGUUCUCGACAACGGCCGGCCUUACUUUGCGAGUCGCUGGCUGACGAAGGAGGGUCAAGAAGCCUUUUCUCGUCACUGGCCUUUGGAGAUCACCUUUAACUACCUUGGCCAGUACCAACAGCUGGAGCGUGAGGGCGCUCUUUUCACUCCCGAGAGCAACAUUGCUGGCGAGAUUAGAGAGGCAAGCCAAGGUGCAGAUGUUGGGCCUCUGACAGCCUGUAUCUCCCUCUUCGAGGUGUCCGCCGUCAUAGUCAAGGGAUCUCUCCGUUUCUCAUUCGGGUUCAACCAGAAAAUGAAACACCGACCGCAGAUCCAUCAGUGGAUCUCUUGCUGCGAGCAGAGCCUCAGCCAAGUCAUUACAUCCCUCGCUUCAAUGGUACCUGAACCUACGCUCAGCGACUUUCCGCUCCUGUGCCUGACCUAUGAUCGUCUGAGGGUAUUCACAGAGGAGAAGCUCCCCGAGGCUGGAAUCACAGACGUGGGCCUUGUUCAAGACGCCUACCCUUGCUCUCCUAUGCAGUCUGGGCUUUUGGUCAGCACCACGAGGGAGAAUGCUGCUUACGCUGCCUACACACUCCACGAGAUCAAGAACAGAAGCGGCGAUAGGGUAGAUGUUGUCAAGCUCAUCACUGCUUGGAAGCGCAUGGUGCAGUACCAUCCUAUUCUCAGGACUAUCUUCUUGGAGAGUGUUACGUUGGAGGACUCUAUCUACGACCAGGUGGUGCUCAAGGAAGUUCAAGUUCCAUUCACCGUUUCUGAGAGCGGCACAGAUGAGGAUGCGAUUGCAGCACUGAAGGUACCUACGAACCAUGGCGACAACUCAUCACGACUACUACACCAUUUCCACAUCUGCAAAACAAAGAGCGGCAAGGUCUUCUGCAGACUAGACAUCAGUCAUGUCAUCAUGGAUGGCACUUCGCUGUCGAUCCUCUUCCACGACCUUGCACUGGCAUAUCAAGGGCUCCUCACGGCUGAAACAGGCCCGCUGUAUCGCGAUUACAUCAACGCUCUUCAAAAGCAGCCGGUCCAACCCGGCGUCGACUACUGGAAGUCUUACCUAGCGGGUAUCGAGCCAUGUCUCUUCCCAGUUCUGGACGACGGGGAGAUUGCAGAGGUCAAGGAGCUGCGACACUUACGAGUCAGAUUUGACGAGCUCGCUGCGCUGCAGAGUCUUUGUGAGCAACAGGGAGUCACUAUUGUCAAUGCCAUCUAUGCUGCGUGGGCAGUCACGUUGCGUUUAUACACUGGCUCCGAUGAGGUUUGCUUCGGCUAUCUGACAUCAGCUCGUGAUCUACCAAUCGAAGGUAUUCGUGAUGCCGUCGGUCCCAUCAUCAACAUGGUCACGUGUCGUGUCAACGCUGAUAGCACGACAAGCUUGGCGGACAUGAUGGGCUCAGUGCAGAGGGACUAUCUCGACAGUCUAGAGUAUCGCCACACGCCGCUGGCCCAGGUUCAUCACGCCCUUCAGCUCUCCGACGCUGUUCUGUUCAACACAGCAUUGUCGUACAGAAAGCUACCGCCAGCGACGCAGACGGACCUCGUGUUUGAGGAAUGCUGCCCUACCUACGAUCCUGAUGAGUACAACGUGUCGGUCAACAUUGAGGCAGGCGAGCACGACAUGGCGAUUGACUUGAUGUACUGGUCUGAUACUCUGUCGGAUGGGCAAGCUGCCAAUGUCGCUAGCACUUUUACAAAGGCGCUGAGCAAUAUUCUACAUGAUUGCGACCAGCCCAUUGCUCAGCUCAACCACUUAGGUUCCUCGCAUAGCAACCAGAUUUCUCAAUGGAACCAGCGGAUUCCUGAUGCAAUUGAGAGCUGCGUGCAUGAAUUGUUCAAGCAGCAGGUUGCCUCACGGCCCGACAGUCCCGCGAUUGUCUCAUGGGAUAUGGGCUUUACGUACGCCGAGCUUGAUGCGGCCUCUGACAGACUCGCCCAUCAUAUUGCCUCCUUGGGCGUCGGUCUAGAGACUUUUGUGGUCGUCUGCUUCGAGAAGUCGGCUUUCGCCAUAGUUUCGAUGCUGGCUAUUCUCAAAGCUGGCGGUGUGUGCGUGCCUCUGGACCCAGCGCACCCAGAAGCUGCGCAUCGACUUCGUGUCGAGGAUACAGGGUCUACUAUCGCCCUUGUAUCUCCCUCUUUAGUGUCCAAGCUCAGCUCCCUCGUCACGACCGUCGUCGCCGUGGACGCAGAUCUACUUCAUAAUAUCCCCACGGCACUUGAGCCACCUCUUGCUCCAGUCAUGCCCGACAACGCCUGCUUCGUCAUCUACACGUCCGGCAGCACAGGACGUCCCAAGGGUGUAGUCCUCGAGCACAGAGGCAUCGCCAGCAACGCCAUGUACUCAGGCCCCAGGCUAGGUUACGGCUCAGACUCGAGGGUGCUGCAGUUCGCUUCGUACACCUUUGACAACAGUCUCGCAGAGAUUUUCAGCACUAUCAGUCUGGGAGGCUGCGUAUGCGUGCCCUCGGACCAUGAGAGGCUGAACGAUUUGGCCGGAGCCAUCAAUCGGCACAGCGUCACAUUAGCCGACAUAACACCCACUGUGGCUUGCUUCCUCGAGCCAUCGGAUGUUCCGACUUUGAAGACUCUGGCUCUUGGAGGUGAAGCGGUGACCACCAAGUGCGUUGGCAUCUGGCGGGACUUUGUAUCCCUGCGAUGUUGCUACGGGCCGUCGGAAUGCUCCGUCAAUUCGACUUACUCUGGAGACAUUGCCCAGCCAGGGAAGGCCAACAACAUAGGCCGUGCCAUUGGUAGCGUCGCUUGGGUAGUCGAUGCGACCGAUCACAACCUUCUCGUCCCAAUUGGUUGCGUUGGUGAACUCCUCAUUGAUGGUCCUAUCGUGUCUAGAGGCUACCUGAACCUCCCAGACAAGAUGGCCCAGUCUUUUGUUCCUCCGCCCGCCUGUAUCCAGGGGACCACUGAGAACGGUGGACGGGAUCGCAAGCUCUACAAGACCGGCGACCUUGUGCGCUACAAUUCUGACGGCACACUUACCUACCUUGGACGGAAGGAUACCCAGGUCAAGCUCAACGGCCAGCGCAUCGAACUUGGAGAGAUUGAGCACCACAUCGAGGAGAAUCUUCCUAAAGGCUGGGAAUCUGCCGUGGAGCUCGUCACAUUACAGGGCAGAAAGUUGCUCGCCUGCUUCAUCUGUGCCGAUGCCGACAUUUCCCUCAGAGAAACCAGCGAUGAUAGCAUGGUGCUGGACAUGGACGACUCGUUUAGGUCUCACGCCAAGAAGCUCGAGAUUGUGCUUUUCAACGCAGUUCCCGCCUACAUGGUUCCAUCGGCGUGGCUCCCUGUCUCCAAGAUGCCUCUUACUUCCUCAGGCAAGCUCAAUCGGCGCAGCCUUAGGAUUCUGGGAGAGUCGGUGCCAACAGCCAGGAUGAAGACUUACAAGCUUGCCCUCAAGAGUGGCAGGGCACCGUUAAGCGAGGUGGAGAAGCAGCUGGCAGCUAUGUGGGCUCAGCUGCUUGACAUCGACGUGGCAUCUAUCGGAGUCCAGGAUCACUUCUUCAAGCUUGGAGGAGACUCGAUCGGGGCCAUGCAGCUUGUGACGCUUGCUCGAUGCUCCAACAUUGACCUGACAGUGGCUGGAGUGUUCCAGAAGCCAUCCCUGCUGGACAUGGCGGAGUCGGCAGUGCCGUUGUCGAAGGCCUCAACCACGACAUAUCGGCCGUUCUCGUUGUUGCCUAGCGAGUGUUCGGUCGCUGCCUUACGAAAAACUGUUGCAGACUCUGCUGGAAUAGACGUUGGCAAUGUUCAAGACAUGUAUCCUUGUUCCGCACUGCAAGAGGGUCUCAUGGCUCUCUCGACUAAGGAGCCUGGGGCUUACGUGGCGCAACUCGUCUAUCGACUGCCAGCCGAUAUCGACACCGUCAGGUUCCAGAAGGCCUGGAGCACCGUGGUGGAAGCUGAGCCAUCGCUGCGCACAAGAAUCGUUCACACAGAGGAUGUUGGGUUCGUGCAAGUUGUUGUCGCCGGGGAAGCACCCCAAUGGUCCACGUUUGCCAGCCUCUCUGAUGCCAACGCGAUUCGACGCCAGCUCCCACUGCAUAAUGGUGCGGCUUUGACUAGCUACGUUCUUGUCGACGAUGGCUCUGUAGGCAAAUGCUUUGUCUGGACUAUCCAUCAUUCCAUCUACGAUGGCUGGUGUCUUCCUCUCAUCCUCGACAAGGUCAAGCGAUGCUACCAUGACGAUUUGAGUUCCACGCAACUCAAGGGCCCUGACUACUCCAACUUCAUCAAGCACCUCGCGGACCGGGACCCGAAGCAAGACAGCGACUUCUGGAUGUCGCAUCUUUCGAAUAUGUCCACCCAGCACUUUCCACGUCUCCCCAACGCUGAGCACCAGCCUUCCGCAACGAGCCUGAUGGUUCAUAAAGCAACACUGGGAACCACAUCGGGAUCGGAGAUCACCGCCGCUACUAGAAUCCGCACAGCCUGGGCGAUGGCUGUCUCUACCUACUCUGGAACCAGCGACGUCGUAUUCUGGGAGACUAUGACAGGACGCGAUGCUCCGGUCGUCGGGAUCGAGGAAAUGGCAGGCAUCACGUUGGCUACUGUACCAACACGUGUAGUCAUUGAGCCUUCGCAAACUGUCGCUGCAUUACUUGCCUCUGUGCAGGAUCGGUCAGCAGCUGUGAGAAACCACCAGUUCGCCGGUAUCCAGUCUAUCAGGAGCAUCAGCGCUGAUACUGCCCUUGCUUGCGGCGCUCAGAACCUCCUGGCCAUCAACUACGGACCCCGAGAGUCUGCGGAUAUCUUUUGGUGCGAGCAGUCAAACGAGAUGGCCGAUGGCGAGCUCGAGACUGUCGUGCACUUUGAUCCCAACGUUGUACCUGAGCCUCAGAUGCAGCGUAUCAUGGAUCAAUUUGCGCUGAUGCUUGAGUCCGUGUCGUCGUCUGAUCUAUUGGAUGAGAAGCUUCGCGAUGUACCUUUGUUGAGCUGCAGUGACCUACAGACGCUGCGUGAUAUGAACCAUACUCCCCUACCCCCCUCAGGGCGACUCAUUCACGAGGCUGUUGAGGUUCAGACGCUGGCUCAACCACGAGAUAAACUCGCUGUCGUGUCGUGGGACCAAAGCCUCACGUACGCUGAUCUGGACUCUCAAUCUACACGUCUUGCUGGUGUAUUGAUGGCAAAUGGCGUCUCAGUCCACUCCAUCGUUCCUUUUUGCAUCGACAAGUCAUCUCUUGUCGUUGUAUCCAUCAUGGCCAUUCUCAAGUCGGGUGCUGCCUUUGUGCCUCUCGACCCAGCACACCCCGAUGCUCGGAUCCAAGGAAUUCUCACCGACACUGGGGCUACAGUCGUUCUCUCGUCUGAUCAGCACGCCGAGCGAUUGACGAAGCUCGGAUCACGGGUCAUCACCGCCUCGCAGGCUCUAGCGACCCAAGCUCAAGACACCCCAACCAACCCAGCGCCUCUAUCACUAUCCGCCACCAGUCCAGCUUACAUCAUUUUCACCUCUGGCACGACUGGGAAGCCCAAAGGAACCAUCGUGGACCACUCCGCAUUUUACACCGGAGCCUAUGCCCACGGUCGCGCCAUGGGCAUGACAGAGUCGUCACGCGUCCUACAGUUUGCCUCAUAUACAUUCGACGCCAGUAUCAUGGAGAUCCUCACCACGCUUAUCCAUGGCGGGACAGUUUGCGUUCCAAGUACCGACGAGCGUCUCCACGACCUUGCAGGUGCUAUCAACCGAAUGAACGUCAACUGGGCUCUAUUGACGCCUUCGGUGGCCCAGCUGCUCCAGCCAUCGCUCGUCCCUGGUCUCGAGACAUUGGUGCUCGGAGGUGAGGCCAUGUCGUCUGCUCAUAUCUCUUCGUGGGCGCCGUCAGUUCGUCUCAUGAACGCAUACGGACCAAGUGAGACUGCCGUGGUGGCUGCAGUCAACCCGAGUGUUACACUGGAAUCUUCGCCCUCGAAUAUCGGCCAUGCUGUGGGUGGUAUCUGCUGGGUCACUGAUGCCGCCAACCACGACAGACUCAUGCCUAUCGGCGCUGUCGGCGAGCUCGUGAUAGAAGGCCCAAUCCUCGCUCAAGGGUAUCUGAAUGACCCCGAGAGAACGGCAGUAUCCUUCAUCUCCAACCCGAAGUGGUGUAGACAAGUCCCAACGGCUGCUGCCGACAGGGAACGCAGGUUCUACAAGACCGGAGACUUGGUCAAACUUACUGAGGACGGGAUCGAGUUCCAUGGGCGCAAAGAUGAUCAAGUCAAAGUCAACGGUCAGAGAAUCGAGCUGUCGGAGAUUGAGCAUCAUUUGGGCGCGGACCCUGCCGUCGAGUCUUGUCUGGCGGCUGUUCCAGCUUCCGGCCCGUUCAAAGCCCGCCUCGUAGGCAUUCUAUCCUUCCACUCUGGUGUUUCGACCAAGGCAGAGAUGACCGGAGACGAAGAGAUGCAGAUCCUGACCAAGUAUGAUCCAUCUGCUUUGGUGGGUAUUCGAGAUGGUCUCGCAAGGCAUUUGACAUCCUACAUGAUCCCAUCUUUGUGGAUUAUCGCAAGCCAUGUUCCCCUCCUCCCCUCUGGAAAGCUUGAUCGGAGGCGCACCAUGCGAUGGGUCGAGGACAUGACUCUUGAAGACUACCAUCUUGUUCUUGACGCGCAGGAAGAUGCGUCUGCUCUGGAUAGAGAUGCAUCGGAAGUGGAGAUCAAGCUUAGGGCUGCGUGGGCCAAGGCCCUCAACCUCAAGGUCGACAUGGUUCCGUUCAAGCAGUCGUUCAUCCACCUCGGCGGCGAUUCGAUAUCCGCCAUGAAGCUCAUGGCCAUUUGCCGCUCCUCAAAUAUGGCUGUGUCGGUCAGCCAGAUAAUGCGAGCCAAGUCCAUCAUCGACCUUGCCUCUGCCGUCAUCAACGUCAAGGAAGUACUGUAUGAUGAAGAACAGGUGGACAAGUCUUUUGAACUAUCGCCCAUUCAGAAGGUUUACUUUGAGAGUAUUGGUCUAGGCUCUCACCACUUCAACCAGAGUAUGACUUUGGCUACUACCCGCAACAUCACCUCACAGGAGCUCUCGAAUGCGCUACACCGUAUCGUUGAGAUGCAUAGCAUGAUGCGUGCUCGUUUCUCGCAGGCUGAUGACAGAUGGACACAGCGGAUCACUAGCGAUGUCACUGGCUCCUAUACCCUCCGUUCACACGGUAUCGUCGACGAGAAGCGUCUGUUGGAUUUGGUCAUGGAGAGUCAGACUACCGUAGACAUUCUUGAUGGACCGAUAUUCGCUGCCGACAUGUUUCAAGUGGAGGAAACUGGUGACCAGAUCGUCACAUUCGUGGCUCAUCACCUCAUUGUCGACGUCGUGUCUUGGAACAUCAUCCUGCAGGAUCUGGAAGGCCUCUUAUCAGCAUCUGCCUACAGCCCGUCGAAAUCACUAUCCUUCCAGAUGUGGAGCUCCACACAACACGACGAAGCUCGGAAGGCUUCGCUGGAGCGUGUGUUCCACGACAUUCCAGUUCCUCCACAGAGCCACCGAUAUUGGGGAAUGGAAGGCGUACCGAAUCUUCACAGCGACUCGAUCACUGAGACCAUGAACAUCCCGACCGAUACAUCAACCCUACUCUUAGGCGGCAGUCACGAUGUUGUUGAUGUCUUGCUAGCAGGGCUGUUAGCAUCCUUCCGCCAAACCUUUCCAGACCGGCCUUCGGUGCCCCCAAUAUUCAACGAGGGUCAUGGGAGAGAGCCUGCCGAUGACACUGUGGAUCUAUCACGCACCGUUGGAUGGUUCACCACUCUCUGUCCUGUUUUCCUCCCCGAGGUCAUUCCCGCCGAACACGACAUUCUCGAUGUAGUGUGCUGGAUACGGGACUUCCGAAGGAAGCUUCCCGCCAAUGGUCGACCCUACUUUGCUCAUAACAUGCUACCUAACUCGAAGCCCCAGAUCGAGUUCCCAGUGGAAAUUGCCUUCAAUUUCCUCGGUCAUACACAGGAUAUGGGAACGGAGGACUCGGUGUUCAAGUCUGUCGACGGAAACAUGUUGAGCUCUUUGAGCUCGCAAUCCGACAUUGGAGGCAACAUCCCACGACUAGCACUCGUCGAGAUUUCAGCAUCUUUCACUAACGAGCGCUUAACCUUUGACUUUUCUUUUAACCGCCACAUGGAACGGCAGUCAUCUCUGAGCAGAUGGAUCCAGAGCUGCAGGGACUACAUACACCAAGCAUCUCAAAGGCUAUCACAGGUUACGCGAGAGCCAUUGACGGAUCUAUCUCUGCUGCCUCUGGCCUUCAAGAAGGAGUCGCAGGUUCAGCAGAACCUCGCUGUGGCGGGCAUUUCUCUUGACAAUGUUGAAGCAGUUUAUCCAUGCUCUUCGGUUCAGCAGGGCAUCCUCUUGUCCCAGAUCAAGGACCCCGGAUACUACUCUUACUCGAUCACCUUUUCGGUUACAUCCACACGACCAAGCGAUGUGAUCGACGUGCAAAGACUAUCAGACGCUUGGAAGCGUGUGGUUCAUCGCCAUUCUGCACUACGAACUGUCUUCAUGGACAGUGUACUACAAGAGGGCGCUAUCAGUCAAGUCGUUCUUAGGAACCAUGAUGUCAACCUUUCCAUCAUCGAAUGUCCCACCACAGAGGUAGACCUGAGACUCAGUAACCAGCAACCUCUUGGUCUUCCUACGAAUCAGCCACCUCACCGUCUCACAAUCUUCGACACCGCAGAGGGCACUGUGUCAUGUGUUCUAGAGAUGAGCCACGCCAUCUCCGAUGGGACUUCUAUGCCACUUCUUUUCCGCGAUCUUGGUUUAGCUUACGAGGGCAGCUUGGAUACUGUCCAACUUGCAGUUUACAGGGACUACGUCUCCUUCUUACAGCAGAGCGGAGGCUCUCAGGAUGCCAAGUACUGGAAGGAUUAUUUGGACGGCGCUGAGCCUUGUUGUCUGCCUCUGCUUACGGACGGGACUACAUCACUCAGGACUCUUCGAACCCUUGCCCAAGGUAUCUCACACCCCGCUGAGCUUCAAACGCUCUGCACCGAACGAGGCAUCACUCUAUCCAACCUGCUACAGCUGGCUUGGGCAUUGGUUCUCCAGGCAUACACAGGCCUUGAUGAUGUGUGCUUCGGCUAUCUCGUCGCUGACAGAGAUGUACCCGUCAGUGGAAUUGACGAGGCGAUUGGCGUAUUCAUCAGUAUGCUCGUCUGCCGAGUCCGCCUCGAUCCAUCCACCAGCCUCGACAAUGCUCUGCGAACCAUCCAGGAAGACCUCGCCACGGCCAUGAAUCACAAGAAUGCCUCCCUUGCCAGCUUCCAGCACGCCACGGGUAACUCCAACGAGCCUCUCUUCAAUACAGCCUAUUCCUUCCAACGCAGAUCAGUCUCUAAGGAUAUGGCAACCGGUGCGAUCGCGUUCGACGUCAGAGAUGCGCAAGACCCUAGCGAGUACGACAUGACCGUCAACGUCGAAGUCUGGGACUCAAGUGUCGAGCUCCAGUUAUGUUACUGGCAAGACAAAGUCUCAGACGCGCAGGCUGCCAACAUUGCCUCUACAUUUGACCAGGUCCUUUCCUCAAUCGCGAGAUGUGACACGGCACUCCCGAUCGGACACUUGGAUAUCCUCAGCGAUCUCGGUAGACAGCAGUUGAUGUCGUGGAACAACAAUGAGCCUGAGGUCUUGAAUGACUGUAUGCACCACGUCUUUGAGCAUAACUGUCAACGACUGCCAAAACAUACACCGGCCAUCGACGCGUGGGAUGCCGCCUUUACCUACUCUGAACUCGACGCUGCAGCUUCGCGAUUCGCUCAGUACCUCGUCUUUCUCGGCAUUGGGCCCGAAACAUACGUCCCGCUGUGUUUCCAAAAGUCAGCAUGGACCGUCGUUGCCAUGAUGGCAGUCCUCAAGGCUGGCGGUGCCUUUGUUCCUCUCGACCCUACUCAUCCACCGGACCGUAUCAAGUUCCUGGUUAGUAACGUCGACGCCAAGCUCAUCAUUUGCUCCACGUCCUUGAAAGCCAAGUUCGACAGCCUGGAUCUUCCCGCUAUCCCCCUUGGUAGGGACACUAUGUCUUUACUUCCUCCCGUUCUACCGCACUCGUCUAGUAUCGCUGUUAGGCCUGACAACGCUGCGUACAUCAUCUUCACUUCGGGUACGACAGGUGUUCCCAAGGGUACGAUCAUCGAGCAUGCCUCAUUCACCACCGGAGGCACCGCUCACGCCAAGGCUAUCAUGAUGACAUCGUCCUCUCGCGUGCUGCAAUUCGCGUCGCACACAUUCGAUGCUAGCGUCAUGGAGAUCCUCUCCACCUUGUUGGUAGGCGGCUGUAUCUGCAUCCCCAACGACCAAGACCGCAUGGACGAUUUGUCGGGCGUCAUCACCAAGUUCAAUGUGAACUGGACGCUUCUCACACCAUCAGUUGCGGGAGUCCUUAAGCCGGGUAGUAUCCCUACCCUCAAGGUCCUUGUCACCGGCGGCGAGGCAAUGUCAAGAGACCACAUCAAGAAAUGGGCUGGACACGCCGCUCUGAUCAACGCCUAUGGCCCCAGUGAGACGAGCGUUAUCGCUGCAACGAGCACAAAGGUAGAUCAUGAUGGAAACAUCCUCAACAACGACCCAGGUACUAUCGGUCACGCUGUUGGUAGUCGUUGCUGGGUUGUCGAUGCGCGCAACCACAAUCGCCUCAUGCCAAUUGGCGGCAUCGGUGAACUACUCGUGGAAGGGCCUAUUGUUGCCAGAGGUUAUCUCAACAACGAGACAAAGACGAAAGAGGCAUUCAUCGAUCCUCCGUCUUGGCGUAUAGGCAUCAAGCUUCAGGGAGACGGCAUCGGUCGGAUGUACAAGACUGGUGAUCUGGUUAUGUACAACUCAGACGGGUCACUCAAGUACGUGUCGCGCAAGGACACACAGAUCAAGCUCAAUGGGCAACGUAUUGAGCUUGGCGAGAUUGAGUAUCAUGUCCAGGCGCACUUACCCGACUACAUUCAAGCCGCUGUUGAUAUAGUUGUCCCGCAGAGCAAGACGUCAACUAAGGCACUCGCCGUCUUCUUUACCAGCGACGAUGAUCUUGAGGAUACUUUCACCCAAGACUCCCUCAAGUCAGCUCUCAGGGACGCUCUUCCAUCAUACAUGGUGCCUACCAUCUACAUACCGCUGUCCAAGAUGCCACUGACCUUGGCUGGCAAGCUUGAUCGCCAGAGACUCAAGGCCAUCGCCAAGUCCAUACCACCUCAACUGAUGGCGUCCUACAAGCUCUCUAGCUCGUCUCGAAGCGGAAACAACCCUACAACGACGAUGCAACGCAAACUACAGAAAGCCUGGGCUACAGUCUUGAACAUUCCUACCGGUCAGAUCAGCAAGGACGACAGCUUCUUCAGAGUCGGCGGUGAUUCAGUCGAUGCCAUGAAGCUCGUUCCGGCAGCUAGAGCAGAAGGUCUUGCCAUCACCGUCAUGGCCAUCUUCAACAACCCUGUCCUGUCAGACAUGGCAAUGUCUUGCAAACACUCAGAUGGAGCUCUUGUCUCCAGUGUUGACCCGUUCUCGCUUCUUUCGGACAUCGAAGAUCCUUCGUCACUCCUGCGCGAAGUUGCAGGUCGGUGUGGCGUGCAAGAGAGUCAGAUUCUGGAUAUCUACCCUUGCAGCUCCCUCCAAGAGGGUCUCGUUGCCUCAACCUUGCAGCAACCAGGUGCAUAUGUCGCUACUUAUGUUUUCGAGCUUCCUUUGGACAUUUCCAUUGAUCGUUUCAAGCUCGCUUGGCAGAAUACUGUUGAUCGAGUCGACAUUCUGAGAACACGCAUCGUCAACACGUCGCUCAAGUCAUAUCAAGCCGUUCUUGCUCCUCAUGACAUUGAGUGGGAGCAUCAUGAUGACCUCGAGUCUGCUACUACCCAGGCUGGAUCCAUACCUGAUCACAAUGGAGGAGUUUUGGCGCGCUACAGUAUUGUCAAGGCGACUGAUAACGGGUCUUGCCACUUUGUGUGGGUUGUCCAUCACGCGCUAUAUGAUGCGUGGAGCAUGCCGUCUCUCCUCAAACUAGUGUCUCAGUUCUACCACGGAGACACCGCCCAUGAGCCUGUGGGUGAAUACGUCAACUUCAUCAAGUACCUGGCCGACAUUAACGCUGAAGCCUCUGACGACUUUUGGAGAGCUAGGUUCCAAGACGCCUCUCUCGUAUCUCACUUCCCCAAAGUCUCUUCGGCGCCUGCUGCGCAAUCGUAUCAUGAAUCCUUGACACAUACGGUGCGCUACAGCAGAGAUGGUCUCGGCAUGGAUGUAACCAUUCCAACAAUCGCCCGGGCCGCAUGGGCGCUUGUUCUGGGAUCUCAGACUGGAUCUGACGAUGUCGUCUUCGGCGAGACUUUGUCUGGACGUGACGUUGCCCUCGAUCAUGUACAAGACAUCCUUGGACCUACAUUGACCACGGUCCCUUCAAGAGUUCACAUCAGUCGCAACAGCACCAUUGGUGACUUUUUGAAGGACCUUCGUGAACGAGCCACGGAGUUGAUCCCUCAUCAACAUGCGGGUCUUCAGCGCAUUAGUCGUUUAGACGAUACCAUAGCAGUGGCCUGUGACUUCCAGAACUUGCUGGUAAUACAGUCAUCCGACCAGGAAACGGGCCUGAAUGACCUGCUGAACCCUACCCAAAACGACGUUGGCCAGAAAAGCUUCUUCACCUAUCCACUUGUUGUGGAAUGCUCCAUUGAGAAGCAUGAGCUCAUCUUGACAAUUCACCACGACAACAAGGUCAUCUCUGGUUGGGAGGCACAGCACAUCGCCCAUCAGUUUGAAGCGCUGGUAGGUCAGUUGACGGACCUAUCGCUUCGAGAACCUACUCGCAAGGUGUCGGAUCUUCGGCUCUACAGCCAAGAGGACGUGGAUACGAUCAGAGGAUGGAAUAGCCUUGUCCUACAGCCUUCAAAGGAGAGUAUUCCCGACCUAUUCUGGCAGUCAGUAACAACCAAUCCCAACAAGACCGCAGUUCGCGCCUGGGACGGUCAACUCAGCUACAAUGAACUUGCCCAGCACGCUUCGCAUUUCGCCAGGACACUUAUGCGACAUGGUGUACGCGCUCAUGAGCUGGUUCCAUGCUGUAUGGACAAAUCUCUCUGGACGACAAUCUCGAUGCUCGCUGUAAUACUCGCCGGCGGCACCAUCGUUCCCAUGGACUCUGCACAUCCUUCUGCUCGUCACGCCGAGAUCACACGCGACUGCAAGGCCCGUGUUGCUUUGUGCGCACCGCAGUAUCAAGAGCGCUUCCACGGCCUUGUCGAAUCUGUUGUCUUGGUCACUUCUGACUCGAUCACUGCCCCAGAACCUUGCACGCAGGAUUUGCCAGUCGUCGCGCCUCGAGAUGCCGCGUUCGUCAUCUUUACCUCCGGCAGUACUGGAAAGCCUAAAGGCGUUGUCAUUGAACAUGGCUCGUUUUUGACAAGCUCCAAGGCUUUCAUGAAACGCAUGAACGUGGGUCCGGAUUCGGGUGUACUCCAUUUUGCAUCCUAUGCCUUCGACAUUUCUAUGGGAGAAACAUUCGCUCCACUCACCAUCGGUGCCUGUGUCUGCAUCCCCAGCGAAGACAUGAGGAUGACAGAUCUUGCCGGUUCCAUGGACUCCCUCGGUGUCACUUGGGCAUUCCUAACGCCCUCGCUCGCAAAUCUACAGGACCCCUCCAAAUUCACCACAUUAAAGACCCUAGUCUGCGGAGGCGAGACUCUUACACCCGAAACGAUCAGUGCCUGGGGAGACAAGGUCGAGCUGAUGAAUGGCUACGGGCCAGCAGAGUGUACCAUAUUUGCUGUUGCAAACAGUUCUGUUUCUGCUACCAACGCUAAUAUCGGCCACGCCAUGGACGGGAACCACACUUGGGUCGUCGAUCCCAGAGACCACAACUCUCUUGUCCCUGUGGGAUGUGUUGGAGAGCUUCUCAUCAGUGGUCCCAUCGUGACUCGCGGGUACUUGAACGACAGAGAACGGACGGCGGCAUCGUUCAUCGAGGAUCCAGCGUGGAUGCACUUCUUCACCACCGAGUCUCUUCGUCUGUACAAGACAGGCGACUUGGUCAGAUAUUGUCCUGAUGGAUCGCUCAUGUAUCUAGGGCGUAAGGACCAUCAGGUCAAGCUCCACGGUCAACGCAUGGAGCUCGGUGAGAUUGAGGCUCGUCUUGAGUCUGACCCGCGCAUUCGCCAGGUCUUGGUCAAUCUACCACAAUCAGGUAUCUUCAAGGGUCGUUUGGUGGCUAUUGCUUCUCUCCAGGAUCCUUUGCCCGUCGAAUCAUCCUUUACCACGUCUGGCUUUGUACCUAUUCCCGAUUCCGCCAUGGAUGCUGCCCGAACACAGAUCUGCGCAAUACAACACGAUCUGGCCGCAACCCUUCCGCCAUAUAUGAUUCCGUCGGUUUGGCUCGCCGUCCAAACCAUUCCACUCUUACUGUCUGGGAAGCUCGACAGAAAGAGUGCAAGCAGUUGGCUUGUUGAUGUAGACGCAGACUUUUGCAAGGUCACUGUCGACUUGGAUCAUGGUCAAGAUGCGGUGGACGCGGUCAUCACACCAGUUGGCCAACAGCUCAGACGUAUCUGGGCGUCAAUACUCGACAUUCCAGAGACAGAAACUCCUAUGAACCGCUCCCUCAUUUCUCUCGGCGGUGACUCCAUCAUGGCGAUUCAGAUGCUCACACGCUGUCAUGACCAGUCUCUUUCAUUGACCUUGCAGGACAUCAUGAGAGCUAAGGGAAUCUCUGAGUUGGCUACUGUCGUGACCGCCAAAGAAGACCAAGUCCUUGACAACUACGAGGAAGAUGACGAUCAAGCAUUCGAGUUGUCUCCAAUCCAACGCCUCUUCUUCAACAGCAGCGCCAACACGGAACGUGGAGAUCGCUUCAAUCAGAGCCAACUCUUGUCCAUCGCCCGGCCUGUCGAGGUAUCUAGCCUCCAGGAGGCUCUUGAUGCUCUUGUGGAAAGACAUCCGAUGCUUCGCGCACGAUUCAACAAAUCUUCUACUGGAGAGUGGACACAGCAUAUUUUCUCACCUGCCCAAGGUUCUUAUGGCUUCCAACAACACAAGAUCGCUGCAGAGCCGGACAUGAUACCAUUCGUAGCCGCCAGCCAAAGCAGCAUUGAUGUUUAUGGUCCUGUCUUUGCGGUCGAUCUAUUCACACUAUCUCAUGGCGCUCAGGUACUCUCACUUGUAGCUCAUCAUCUCGUCAUUGACAUCAUUUCCUGGAUUAACAUCAUCCACGACCUCGAGGCACUACUGACCUCUACCUUCUCACCAUCCACCAAGCCCCUCUCGUUCCGCAGAUGGAAUGCUUUACAGAUCGAUCAUAUCAACUCCCUCAGCGGUGGUGCAGCACUUCUUCCAUUUACUGUACGACCUGCCGACAUGGAUUUCUGGGGCAUGUCAAACACUCCCAACGUCUACGGAGACAUGAAACAAAAGUCGUUCGUCAUCACAGAAGCUGAUGUCAUCUCCUCCAUACUUGGUGACUCGCACAGAGCCCUCAAGACCGAACCACUCGAUUUAUUCAUCACAGCCAUUCUCAAAUCCUUUGCACAGACCUUCGAUAGCCGAGAGCUGCCAACACUGUUCAACGAGGGUCAUGGCCGUGAACCCUGGGAUCAUGCCAUUGACCUUUCGCAAACUGUCGGAUGGUUUACAUCACUCUGCCCUCUUCAAGUGUCACGACAGAGUCUCGAUCACGGCGAUGAAGUCGAUCAUGUUCGUAAGGUCAAGGAUGUCCGCCGGAGUAUCCCCAAUAAUGGCCGCCCGUACUUUGCCCACCGCCAUCUCACUGGCCCAGGAACGCUUCAUGAUGGUCCCAUGGAGAUUUUGCUGAACUACCUUGGUCACACUCAACAAACAAACCACGGCGAAUCUCUCUUUACUGCAGUCGACUUUCCAUUCACAGAGCAAGACACUCUGGCUAUCUCCGAUGUCGCGCCGGAGACCUCUCGCCUCGCUCUCUUCGAGAUUUCUAUAUCCAUCCUUGACGAAGGCAUCAGGUUUACAUUGAUGUAUAACCGACGUAUGCUUCGCCAAGACGGUAUCGAGAAGUGGGUAUACAAUUGUCAAGACAGUCUCACCAACACUACGAGAAGGCUUGCCGAGACCUCUUCUGCUCCAACACUCAGCGACUUCCCUCUCUUGCCCAUUAGCUACACAGAUCUCCACGAGAUUAUGACCACGCAUCUUCCCAGGGCUCAUGUCUCGCUCGACAUGCUAGAGGACAUGUAUCCAUGUUCGCCCAUGCAGACUGGCAUUUUGCUCAGCCAGCUUCUAGACCCAUCGCAAUAUCUGUUCCACGUUGUUCUACAAGUUAAUCGUCCCGACGGCUCUGCAAUCGACACUGCAAAGCUCGUCCAGGCUUGUCACAGAGUCAUUGAGCGACAUCCAGCAUUGAGAACAGUCUUCAUCGAUAUCUUACGUCAAGGUGGAUCCUUCGAUCAGGUCGUUUUGCGGCCUUUUGAGUCUCGCGUUAGCACUAUCAAGUGUCGGGAGAUCGACGUCAUGGCCGAGCUGAACUCUAGAUCACUCGGUGAGACCAACAAGACACACCAUGGACCUAUGCUCCCCUAUCAGAUCACCAUCUGCGAAACACCACAAGGCAAGGUUUUCAUGAAACUUGAGCUGAACCACGCAGUGACCGACGGUGCCUCCACAUCAAUCCUCCUCCGAGACAUCUCCAACGCCUACACCGACAGCUUGUCCCCAACUCCACCUCCUUCGUACAAGGAGUACAUCAAAUACAUUUCCAAUCAAUCUACCACCUCAAGCCUCAACUUCUGGACAGGCUAUCUCUGGGAGUCACAACACACAGGCUUUCCGACACUCAACCCAGACUUGAUGGCUAACCGCCAACUACAGUCUGUCAUGGUCCAGUUCGACCGUUUCUCAGAGCUACAAAGUCUUGGAUCCAAACUUGGGGUGACAUUCUCAAACAUCAUCAUGGUGGCAUGGGCCCUGCUCCUUGGAGCUUAUACGGACCGCCAGGACGUCUGCUUUGGCUAUCUAGCUUCUGGACGUGAUGCUCUCAUCGAUGGCGUCGAUGGAAUUGUCGGUCCUCUCAUCAACAUGCUUGUGUUCCGCUUCCAGUUCACGACUGAGACGCUUCUCAAGACACUCUUCUCCACCGCUCGAGAUGAUUAUAUGGCCAGUCUGCCGCACCAACACUUCUCUCUGGCUCGUGUGAGCCAUACCCUGGGUCAAUCGAAGAGGGGCUUCUUCAACACAGCUGUGUCCAUCCAGAACGCCGGUGUAACAAGUGUCUCCGAGCCCGACUCGCUUACCUACGAAUCAAUCGAUUCCUAUGACCCAAGCGAGUACGCCGUCACUCUCAAUGCCAAUGCCACACGAGGUGACGAAGGCAUCGUCUUCCGCUACUGGACCAACAUACUUUCUAGCUCACAGGCCCAGGAGCUCGCCGUGAACAUGUCUAAGCUACUUGACGACUUCGUCGAUUACAGCGAGAAUACUCUAGUUCACCUUCGGCUAUUGCAGAGCCCCCCAGUGGCUCGCAGUACAUACGCGCAAUCGUCCGAGGUUGACGGCUCGACGUCGGAGCAGGACGACACGAACAAUCUGCCCAAAGCACAGAGCUCAGGAAUCAGUGCAUCCUCCACUUUGAUUGACCUUGGCGACGUAUCCUCCAUGUCAUCCAACAUGUUCAACUCAUUCUCCCGCGACACGAAGCAUCUACACAACAAACUAUCCGCACUAUGGAGAGACAGUCUCGAGUAUCAAGGUUGUGCAAUCUCACCCACCGACAAUUUCUUCGAAUCAGGCGGCGACUCGAUUAUCGCUAUGUCCAUGGUGGGCAACGCCAGAGACUUGGACUUGCCGCUGACUGUGGCUGACAUCUUCAAGAACCCUGAGUUCGGUUCUUUGUUGGAUUGCCUCAAUGACAAGUCUUAUAAGUAUAGUGACAGGGCUUCCAGCCAUGACCAUCUGGAUACAUCGAGCUUCAAGAAGGAGAAAUGCAUCACCAGUGAGGAUAUUUACAAGCCGCUUUCCAUGAUUGACACCGAUGAUGCCGAACAGUUUGUGCGAAGCCACGUCUGUCCUGUUGUCGGCGUUUCCCGAGCCAGCAUUAUCGACGUUCUCCCCACUACCGACUUUCAGAACCAGGCCAUUCACGGAGGCCUUCUGGAGUCACGAUGGCAACUCAACUGUUUCCACUUGGACUCUUCAGGCUCACUUGACAUGGCGCUACUACAAGAGGGUAUUACCAACAUCGUGGCCGCUUACGAUAUCUUGCGCACUGUCUUUGUCUCUCAUCAAGGCCGUUACUUGCAGGUGAUCCUCCGCCACGUUCAACCCACGGUCAUCGUUGAAGAUGUGGAGAGUAUCGAUCAAUUUACUUCAAACCUUGAAUUGACCAAUCAGAAUGAGGUUCCGCGUCCUGAAGACUCGUCCCUCCGCUUUAUAGUAGCACGCCACAAGUCAUCAGAACGGCACCGAAUAUUCAUCAGGAUAUCUCACGCGCUGUAUGACGGCGUUUGCUUUCCGACUAUCCUACAAAGUCUGAAAGCCUCAUUUGAUGGAGAGCCUAUCAGCCCGACACCCUCAUACGCAACCUACAUCCAGAAGGUGUUGGGGACAAACAAACAAGGGUCCUACUCGUACUGGAAAUCGCUUCUGAAGGAUUCAACUCCUACCAAUGUUGUCCAACGGCAGCGGUCAUCCUUACAGACCUUUUCUACCCGAGUCUUGAGAAGGGUCGUGUCUACAUCCUCGCUCGCGUCAUUCAGCAUCACAACCUCAACUGUCAUCAAGGCUGCCUGGUCAACGGUAUUGGCAAACGUCACAGGGAAGACCGACGUUGUUUUCGGCAACAUUAUUAGCGGGCGGAAUGACAGCAACAUACCUGGGAUCCAAAGCAUUGUCGGGCCUUGUCUGAACGUAGUUCCCGUACGCGUUCGCCGCCAAGCCUCUUGGACCAUUCUGAAUCUUCUCCAAUACAUUCAAGACCAGCAGGUGGACAAUAUGCCAUAUGAGACACUGGGAUUUAAAGAGAUCAUCAACAAGUGCACUGACUGGGAUGAUGAUGGAACCAACGGUUUCUCUACUGUUGUUCAGCACCAGAGCAUGCCGCGUACAGAGAGUUUCGCGAUGGGGGGAAACAUGUAUCAAGUUGGUGUGAUGGGUUCGCAGGAAGACUGCGCUGAUGUCAGCGUCGUGACGACGCCCCUGGAUACCAAUAGCACUGAGAUCUGUUUGGUUUACAACGGGAACGGAGCUAUAAGCAAGGAGUUGACGGAAGAGAUGUUUGAAAGUCUCUGCGAUAGGGUUUCAGCAUUCUCGCAGGAUCCCUAUGCUUUGCUAUAG
Molecule: messenger RNA, 22746 nt
Organism: Fusarium fujikuroi IMI 58289
Lineage: Eukaryota; Fungi; Ascomycota; Sordariomycetes; Hypocreales; Nectriaceae
Product: related to non-ribosomal peptide synthetase
Exons: 3
Coding region: 1-22746 (7581 amino acids)
Molecular function (GO): phosphopantetheine binding; catalytic activity
Source: RefSeq, a predicted model, not a curated record